CAGGUUUAGAGGCGGAUCUUGGGUCUUCCUUCCUCCAGACUAUGGGGUGCUGCUGCAGCGGUGGCGACUGAAGCAGGUUUCCAUCUCAGUGGCAUGACCAUGCAGCUAGGCCCAGCCCUAGUGCUGGGGGUGACCCUGUGCCUGGGGUGUGGCCAGUCCUUGCUACAGGUUCCUGAACGCCCCUUCUCUGUGCUGUGGAAUGUACCCUCAGCACGCUGUAAGGCUCGCUUUGAUGUGCACCUACCACUCAGCGCCCUGGGAAUCAUAGCCAACCAUGGCCAGCAUUUCCAUGGCCAAAAUGUUACCAUCUUUUACAAGAACCAGUUUGGCCUCUAUCCCUACCUUGGGCCCAGGGGCACAGUUCACAAUGGGGGCAUCCCCCAGGCUGUGCCUCUAGAUCGUCACCUGGCAGAGGCUGCCCACCAGAUCCGCCACAGCUUGGGACCCAGCUUUGCUGGCCUGGCAGUGCUGGACUGGGAGGAGUGGUGUCCACUCUGGGCUGGAAACUGGGGUCGCCGUAAAGCCUACAAGGCAGCCUCCUGGGCUUGGGCACAGCGUGUGUUCCCUGAUCUGGACCUUCAGGAGCAGCUCCACAAAGCCCAUACUGGAUUUGAGCAGGCAGCCCGUGCACUGAUGGAGAGCACCCUGCAGUUGGGCCAGGCACUGCGGCCCUAUGGGCUCUGGGGUUUCUAUCGAUACCCAGCCUGUGGCAAUGGCUGGCACCGUAUGGCUUCAAAUUACACAGGCCACUGCCAUGCAGCCACCCUGGCCCGCAACACCCAACUGCAUUGGCUCUGGGCUGCCUCCAGUGCUCUCUUUCCCAGCAUCUACCUCCCACCCAGGCUGCCACCUGCCUACCACCAGACUUUUGUGCAACACCGGCUGGAGGAGGCCUUCCGUGUGGCCCUCGCUAGGUACCCACAUCCUCUGCCUGUCCUAGCUUAUGUCCGCCUCACACACCGGCACUCUAGGAAGUUCCUAUCCCGGGAUGACCUGGUACAGACCAUUGGUGUGAGCGCAGCACUAGGGGCAGCUGGCGUGGUUCUGUGGGGGGACCUGAGUUUCUCCAGCUCUGAGGAGGAGUGCUGGCAUCUCCAUGACUACCUGGUGGGCACUCUAGGACCCUAUGUGAUCAAUGUGACCAGAGCAACUAUGGCCUGCAGUCACCAGCAGUGCCAUAGUCAUGGGCGUUGUGCCCGGCAAGACCCAGGACAAAGGGAAGCCUUUCUGCACAUGCAGCCAGAUGGUAGCCUUGGAUCUUGGGAGUCCUUUAGCUGCCGCUGUUACCAGGGCUGGGCUGGUCCCACCUGCCAGGAGCCCAGACCUGGGGGCAGACCUAAGGAAGCAGCAUAAAGUCAGAAGUCUCUGCCCUUGUUUCUUUGCCUCUUGCCACUUUCCUGGUCCUGUAAGAACUAUCUGCUCUAUUCAACUUGCAGUCAACU
This is a messenger RNA of Fukomys damarensis (Damara mole-rat), 1442 nucleotides long. RefSeq names its product hyaluronidase 3 (gene Hyal3). The record is from RefSeq and is a predicted model, not a curated record. NCBI's taxonomy places the organism in Eukaryota, Metazoa, Chordata, Mammalia, Rodentia, Bathyergidae. The transcript has 4 exons. Gene Ontology annotation, molecular function: hyalurononglucosaminidase activity. Bases 94 to 1353 code for a protein of 419 amino acids. Gene Ontology annotation, cellular component: acrosomal vesicle. Gene Ontology annotation, biological process: hyaluronan catabolic process; carbohydrate metabolic process.